Oncorhynchus nerka (sockeye salmon) is the source of this 2429-nucleotide messenger RNA. Its product is annotated as secretin receptor-like. Bases 180 to 1493 code for a protein of 437 amino acids. The transcript is spliced from 13 exons. Gene Ontology annotation, molecular function: peptide hormone binding; secretin receptor activity; G protein-coupled peptide receptor activity. Gene Ontology annotation, biological process: adenylate cyclase-modulating G protein-coupled receptor signaling pathway; cell surface receptor signaling pathway. Gene Ontology annotation, cellular component: plasma membrane. The record is from RefSeq and is a predicted model, not a curated record. Lineage: Eukaryota; Metazoa; Chordata; Actinopteri; Salmoniformes; Salmonidae.
UAAAAAGGUCAGGUGUAAUAACCGCACAAACAAAACACAUGCAGUUGGUUUGGACAAAGACAGUGGAUGCUGAUUGAUGACUUGCUGCUUUGAAUAGGACGAUUAUUUCAUACUUUUAGUACCGAAAGUCAGUUUACAGUUUCUUCAAGUCUAUAAUUAAGUUACAUUUUUUGGGGUAAAUGAUGAUUGUGACUGACAAAAUGCACAUUGGAAUUAUUGGAAUCCUACUGGGCAUGUACUUAAAGGUUCAAGCAGACUGUGAGCCGUACAUCAUCCUUAUUAGAGAGGAGGAGAGAUGCCUUCAUGAGUUGCAACUGCAUAAUGUGUCCAAAACUCCCCAACCAGACUGCAAGGGUAUGUGGGACCACUUGAAUUGCUGGUCUCCUGCUUUUGUAGGGGAAACUGCAUCACAGAACUGUCCCAAUUUCUUCAAAUCAGAAGGUAAAGUGGACCGGAACUGCACAGACACGGGCUGGACGGACCCAUUCCCUCCUUACGAGCAUGCAUGUUUCAACGAAACCUUCCACUUACUUGGAGAGUCACAUGACUCCCACAUGUACUUCCCCUAUGUGAAGACCAUGUACACUGCAGGCUACGCUCUCUCUCUAAUCUCUCUCACCAUCGCCAUCACCAUCCUCUGUCUCUUUAGGAAACUGCACUGCACCAGAAACUACAUCCACAUCCAACUCUUCGUUUCCUUCAUCCUGCGUGCUACCUUCAUCUUCAUCAAAGACUCUGUGCUCUUCACCGAUGAAGACUUCUACCACUGUGACGACUACCCAGUGGUGUGUAAGUUAGUGGUGAUGUUCUCCAACUACUGCAUCAUGGCUAACUACAGCUGGCUGCUGGUGGAGGGACACUACCUCCACACCCUGGUCAGCCUCUCCUUCUUCUCCAAGAAGAAACACCUUUGGUGGUACAUCGUCCUGGGCUGGGGUUUGCCAAUGAUUGUCAUUGUAUCCUGGGGCUUGGCAAAAUACUUCUAUGAGGAUGAAGGCUGCUGGGAGACAAGGGUACAUGACUGGGUUUGGUGGAUUCUCAGAUUACCAGUCCUACUCUUCAUAAUCAUUAAUUUGGUAUUUUUUCUGAGUAUCAUAAGAAUUCUGGUGGGGAAACUGCGGAUGCCAGACAUGCAUGGAAAUGAAUUCAGCCAAUACAAGAGACUUACCAAAUCGACAUUUCUUUUGGUGACCCUCUUUGGUUUGUACUACAUCCUCUUUGCCUUCUUACCCAUCAAAGUCAGUGGUUUAACUUACAAAAUAUGGACCUUUGUUGAGCUGGCUCUUGCAUCAACACAGGGCUUUGGAGUUGCUGUUCUUUACUGUUUUCUAAAUGGGGAGGUACAGUACGAGGUACAGAGGAGAUGGCGCAGGUGGAGGCUGAAGCAGCAUCUACAUGAGGAGCCCAGACAGCAUGGUUCCAUGAGCCAAAGCGUCUCUCCCCUUACCCAGGUCUCCUUGCUUCCCUGUUCCGGACCGGCCAGCCUGGCAUGACCUUUGACACACCCCCUUCAACCCACCAAAUCACUGGUGAUGUCCUAGACAUACCGGUUAAAAAACACUUACACAGAUGACUCUCUCAAGACAUCAAAUUAACUUAAGUUCUGGAACUUUCUUGAACUUGAGGAAUGGUCCACAGAAUCACUUGGCCACUCUUGAAGACUUGGACAUGGCAUGGGAAACAGCACUGUACUGUGAUUUUGUGCCAUUCCCUCAAGCAACAUUUCUAGGACUAUGGACAGUGGACUUGGCCUGAAGAUCUAAGACAUUUGGGUUCAGUGGAAAUCCUAAGAAAUGGGAACAUGUUCAAAAAGCAGAAGUAGGACUCAGAUCUUCAACAUCAACAUGUGAAAGAGAAAUCCUGGAAAGAGGUCUGGUUAUGACCAGCCUUUUGUCCAGAGAAUUUAUCAACAUGAUUGAAAAUUCUCACUUUUUAUUAUACUUUGAAGACAGAUCUUUUAAGAAACAUAAUUUACUGUUCCUUUGCACCAAUGUACUGUAUAAAAAAUAAAGACAUUUUCUGAAAUAAAUACCAAGAUCAAGAGCUUCACUUUUUCAACAGGAUAACAACAAAUUGCUGGUGAGUGGUCUAAAACUGUGAUCUUGGUUGUCUCCACAUUUUACCCAUGUCAAUGUCAGAUUUGAUCCUUCUUGUUCAUUGUAACUUAUUAUAAAUUGGGUGGUUCGAGUCCUGAAUGCUGAUUGACUGACAACCAUGGUAUAUCAGACCUUAUACCACGGGUAUGUCAAAACAUUUAUUUUUUACUGUUCUAAUUACAUUGGUAACCAGUUUAUAAUAGCAAUACGGGACCUCUAGGAUUUGUGGUAUAUGGCCAAUAUACCACGGCUAAGGGCUGUUCUUAGGCACAACGCAAAGUGGAGGCCAUAUACCACACCCCCUCGGGCCUUAUUGCUGAAUUAUAAAAUGGU